Melanotaenia boesemani (Boeseman's rainbowfish) is the source of this 3619-nucleotide messenger RNA. RefSeq names its product NACHT, LRR and PYD domains-containing protein 3-like. Gene Ontology annotation, biological process: regulation of apoptotic process. The transcript has 11 exons. Gene Ontology annotation, molecular function: protein binding. NCBI's taxonomy places the organism in Eukaryota, Metazoa, Chordata, Actinopteri, Atheriniformes, Melanotaeniidae. Bases 71 to 3514 code for a protein of 1147 amino acids. The record is from RefSeq and is a predicted model, not a curated record.
AGCAGCUCACCUGUGUGUCAGUCUGUGAAAAGGAGCGUCUUCUUCUUCAUCUCUGGACAAAGUAGGUGAGAUGGAGACGUCAGCAGAAGACCAGAUGGAUCCACAACCUUCAGCAGAAAGUAGAGUUUCCAAGAUCCGUCCUGAGUUUGUGAAGAGGGUUUCAUUAGAAAUCCUUCAACAGCUCAUAGAUCACUUGGAAGGAGAUAAAGUUUUAAAUGCUAGUGAGAGAAAGGACAUACUUGAGAGGAACCCAACCACAGAAGAAAAGGCCCGCGCCCUCAUCGACGCUGUGACAAAUAAAGGGAAUAAAGCCUGCCAGAAGAUGAUAGAACAUCUCCAAACCUGUGACAUUUAUCUUUCCUGUGAGCUGGGUUUGUCCUCUGAUCCAUCUGCUCAGAAAGGUCACGGGGACGCUGGAGCUUAUCCAAGUAUUUUAACAGGAGCUCUUCAGAAGUGUCAGUCUGAACUCAAAUCUGCUCUGAAGAAGAGAUUUGAGUGUUUCUAUGAAGGGAUUGCUAAAGCAGGAAACCCAACCCUCCUGAACCAGAUCUACACAGAGCUCUACAUCACAGAGGGAGGGACUGCAGAGGUCAAUGAUGAACAUGAGGUCAGACAGAUUGAAGCAGCAUCCAGGAAACCAGACAGACCAGAAACAACCAUCAGACAAGAAGACAUCUUUAAACUCCCACCUGGAAGAGAUGCACCAAUCAGAACAGUGAUGACAAAGGGAGUGGCUGGCAUUGGGAAAACUGUCUUAACACAGAAGUUCACUCUGGACUGGGCUGAAGACAAAGCCCACCAGGACAUCCAGUUCUUGUUUCCACUGACCUUCAGAGAGCUGAAUCUGCUGAAAGAGGAAACGUUCAGCUUGGUGGAACUUGUUCAUCACUUCUUUACUGAAACCAAAGAAGCAGGAAUCUGCAGCUUUAAAGAGUUCCAGGUUGUCUUCAUCUUGGACGGUCUGGAUGAGAGUCGACCUCCUCUGGACUUUAAAAAAACUAAAAUCCUAACUGACCCUAAGAAGUCCACCUCAGUGGAUGUGCUGCUGACUAACCUCAUCAGGGGGAAACUGCUUCCCUCUGCUCGCCUCUGGAUAACCACACGACCUGCGGCAGCCAAUCAGAUCCCUCCUGACUGUGUUGGCAUGGUGACAGAGGUCAGAGGGUUCACUGACCCACAGAAGGAGGAGUACUUCAGGAAGAGGUUCAGAGAUGAAGAGCAGGCCAGCAGGAUCAUCUCCCACAUGAAGACAUCACGAAGCCUCCACAUCAUGUGCCACAUCCCAGUCUUCUGCUGGAUCACUGCUACAGUUCUGGAGGAUGUGCUGGAACCCAGAGAGGGAGGAGAGCUGCCCAAGACCCUGACUGAGAUGUACAUUGAAUUCCUGGUGGUCCAGACCAAAGUCAAGAAGGUCAAGUAUGAUGGAGGAGCUGAGACAGAUCCUCACUGGAGUCCAGAGAGCAGGAAGAUGAUUGAGUCUCUGGGAAAACUGGCUUUUGAUCAGCUGCAGAAAGGAAACCUGAUCUUCUAUGAAUCAGACCUGACAGAGUGUGGCAUCGAUAUCACAGCAGCCUCAGUUUACUCAGGAGUGUUCACACAGAUCUUUAAAGAGGAGAGAGGACUGUACCAGGAGAAGGUGUUCAGCUUCGUCCAUCUGAGUGUUCAGGAGUUUCUGGCUGCUCUUCAUGUCCGUCUGACCUUCAUCAAGUCUGGAGUCAACCUGAUGGAAGAUGAACAAACAGUUUCUGUUUGUUCAAAUGAACCAGAUCUACGUCUCCAUCAGAGAGCUGUGGACGAGGCCUUACAGAGUCCAAAUGGACACCUGGACUUAUUCCUUCAGGGUCUUUCACUGCAGACCAAUCAGAGUCUCCUACGAGGCCUGAUGACACAGACAGGAAGUAGCUCACAGACCAAUCAGGAAACAGUCCAGUACAUCAAGAAGAAGAUCAGUGAGGAUGUGUCUGCAGAGAGAAGCAUCAAUCUGUUCCACUGUCUGAAUGAACUGAAUGAUCGUUCUCUAGAGGAGGAGAUCCAUCAGUUCCUGAGAUCAGGACGUCUCUCCACAGAUUAUCUGUCUCCUGAUCAGUGGUCAGCUCUGGUCUUCAUCUUACUGUCAUCAGAAGUAGAUCUGGAGGUGUUUGACCUGGAGAAAUUCUCUCCUUCAGAGAAGGUUCUUCUGAGGCUGCUGCCAGUGGUCAAAGCCUCCAGCAAAGCUCUACUGAGCUGCUGUUCCCUCUCAGAUAAAGGAUGUUCAGCUCUGUCCUCAGUUCUCAGCUCUCCGUCCUCCAGACUGAAGGAACUGGACCUGAGCAUCAAGGACUCAGGACUGAAGAAGCUUUGUGAUCAACUGCAGAGUCCAGGCUGCAGACUGGAAACUCUCAGGCUGACUGUCUCCAACCUCUCAGAGAGAAGCUGUGAACUUCUGUCCUCGGCUCUCAGCUCCCGGUCCUUCCGUCUGGAAGAGCUGCAGCUGAGAAACUGCAGCCUGGAGAGAACAGGAGUGAAGCUGCUGUGUGCUCUACAGAGUCCAUCAUGUGACCUGCAAACUCUCAGGCUGAGUGCGUGUGGUCUCUCAGAGACAAGCUGUGGACAUCUGUCCUCCGUCCUCAGCUCCCAGUCCUCCAGUCUGACAGAACUGGACCUGAGCAACAACGACCUGCAGGACUCAGGACUGAAGAAGCUUUGUGGUGGACUGAAGAGUCCAGACUGCAAACUGGAAGUUCUCAGCCUGUCAGGAUGUCUGAUCACAGAGGAAGGCUGUGCUUCUCUGGCCUCAGCUCUGACCUCCAACCCCUCCCAUCUGAGAGAGCUGGACCUGAGAUACAACCAUCCAGGAGACUCAGGAGUGAAGCUGCUGAUGGCUGCACUGAAGCAUCCACACAGACUCAGGGUGGAGCCUGCUGGAGAACCAUGGUUGAGACCAGGAGGUGUGAGGAAGUAUUCCUGUCCACUCACCAUCCACAUGGACACAGUGAACAGAAAACUCAAACUGUCUGACAACAACAGGAAGGUGACAUCUGUGAAGGAGCUUCAGUCAUAUCCUCGACAUCAAGAUAGAUUUAACUGUCCUCAGCUGCUGUGUGAAAAUGUUCUGACUGGUCGCUGCUACUGGGAGGUCGAGUGGAGAGGAGACGUUUUAAUAUCAGUGAGUUACAGAGAAAUCAGAAGGAGAGGAGACAGCAGAGACUGUUGGUUUGGAAGGAAUGAUCAGUCCUGGAGUCUGAGAUGCUCUGAUGAUAAAGGUUACUCUGUCUGGCACAAUAACAGAGAAACACCCAUCUCCUCCUCCUCCUCCUCCUCCUCCUCCUCCUCCUCCUCCUCCUCCUCCUCUGUCUCUAACAGAGUAGCAGUGUAUGUGGACUGUCCUGCUGGCUCUCUGUCCUUCUACAGAGUCUCCUCUGACUCACUGAUCCACCUCCACACCUUCAUCACCACAUUCACUCAUCCUCUCUAUGCUGGAUUUGGGUUCUGGUACUCUGAUUCCAGGCCUGGUACCUGGGUGUGUGUGUGUUGAGUGUAAAGAGUGUGAUGGUAGCAGAGAAACUCUGACUGGUGAACAGAUACUUCAGUCUGUACAUGUCUGUCUCUUUCACUCAGAAACAUCUUUUCAGAUUCAUGG